Lagenorhynchus albirostris (white-beaked dolphin) is the source of this 4720-nucleotide messenger RNA. RefSeq names its product G protein-coupled receptor kinase 3 (gene GRK3). Gene Ontology annotation, biological process: G protein-coupled receptor signaling pathway; protein phosphorylation; regulation of signal transduction. Bases 24 to 2090 code for a protein of 688 amino acids. NCBI's taxonomy places the organism in Eukaryota, Metazoa, Chordata, Mammalia, Artiodactyla, Delphinidae. The transcript has 21 exons. The record is from RefSeq and is a predicted model, not a curated record. Gene Ontology annotation, molecular function: G protein-coupled receptor binding; ATP binding; G protein-coupled receptor kinase activity.
AGCCGCCGCCGCCGCUCGCCAACAUGGCGGACCUGGAGGCCGUGCUGGCCGAUGUCAGCUACCUGAUGGCGAUGGAGAAGAGCAAGGCGACUCCGGCCGCCCGCGCCAGCAAGAAGAUCGUCCUGCCCGAGCCCAGUAUCCGGAGUGUGAUGCAGAAGUAUCUCGAGGAGAGACAUGAAAUCACUUUCGACAAGAUUUUUAAUCAGAAAAUUGGUUUCUUGCUAUUUAAAGAUUUUUGUUUGAAUGAAAUUAAUGAAGCUGUACCUCAGGUGAAGUUUUAUGAAGAGAUAAAAGAAUAUGAAAAGCUUGAGAAUGAGGAAGAUCGCCUUUGUAGAAGUCGACAAAUUUAUGAUACUUACAUCAUGAAGGAGCUGCUGUCUUGUUCACAUCCAUUCUCAAAGCAAGCUGUAGAACACGUGCAAAGUCAUCUAUCCAAGAAACAAGUGACAUCAACUCUUUUUCAGCCAUACAUAGAAGAAAUUUGUGAAAGUCUUCGAGGCAGCAUUUUUCAAAAAUUCAUGGAAAGUGACAAGUUCACUCGAUUUUGUCAGUGGAAAAACGUGGAAUUAAAUAUCCAUUUGACCAUGAAUGAUUUCAGCGUACAUAGGAUUAUUGGACGAGGAGGAUUCGGUGAAGUAUAUGGUUGCAGGAAAGCAGACACUGGAAAAAUGUAUGCGAUGAAAUGCUUGGAUAAGAAGAGGAUCAAGAUGAAACAAGGAGAAACCUUAGCCUUAAAUGAAAGGAUCAUGUUGUCCCUGGUGAGCACAGGAGAUUGUCCUUUCAUUGUCUGUAUGACCUAUGCCUUCCAUACGCCAGAUAAACUCUGCUUCAUCUUGGAUCUGAUGAACGGGGGCGACUUGCACUAUCACCUUUCACAGCACGGGGUGUUUUCUGAGAAGGAGAUGCGGUUUUACGCCACAGAAGUCAUCCUGGGGCUGGAACACAUGCACAAUCGGUUUGUCGUUUACAGAGAUUUGAAGCCUGCAAAUAUCCUCUUGGAUGAACACGGACACGUUAGGAUAUCAGACCUUGGUCUUGCCUGCGAUUUUUCCAAAAAGAAGCCGCACGCGAGUGUGGGCACCCACGGGUACAUGGCUCCCGAGGUCCUGCAGAAAGGGACUGCGUACGACAGCAGUGCUGACUGGUUCUCCCUGGGUUGUAUGCUUUUCAAACUUCUGAGAGGUCACAGCCCUUUCAGACAACAUAAAACCAAAGAUAAGCAUGAGAUAGACCGAAUGACACUCACCAUGAAUGUGGAACUUCCAGACAUCUUCUCCCCUGAGCUGAAGUCCCUUCUGGAAGGCUUGCUCCAGCGAGACGUUAGUAAGCGACUCGGCUGCCACGGACGCGGUGCACAGGAACUAAAAACGCACAACUUCUUCAGAGGCAUCGACUGGCAGCAAGUCUACCUGCAGAAGUACCCUCCACCCUUGAUCCCUCCCCGGGGGGAAGUCAAUGCGGCCGACGCCUUUGACAUCGGCUCAUUUGAUGAAGAGGAUACCAAAGGCAUCAAGCUUCUUGAUUGCGACCAAGACCUCUACAAGAACUUCCCUCUGGUGAUCUCUGAGCGCUGGCAGCAGGAAGUGGCGGAAACUGUUUAUGAAGCAGUAAAUGCAGACACGGAUAAAAUCGAGGCCAGGAAGAGAGCUAAAAAUAAGCAGCUUGGCCACGAAGAAGAUUACGCUCUGGGAAGAGACUGCAUCAUGCACGGGUACAUGCUGAAGCUGGGAAACCCAUUCCUGACUCAGUGGCAGCGUCGAUAUUUUUACCUCUUUCCAAACAGACUUGAGUGGAGAGGAGAGGGCGAGUCACGACAAAAUUUACUGACAAUGGAACAGAUUGUGUCUGUGGAAGAAACUCAGAUUAAAGACAAAAAGUGCAUUUUGUUGAGGAUAAAAGGAGGGAAGCAAUUUGUCUUGCAGUGUGAGAGUGACCCAGAGUUUUUGCAGUGGAAGAAAGAGCUGACGGAGACGUUCACCGAGGCCCAGCGGCUGUUACGUCGAGCCCCCAAGUUCCUCAACAAAUCCCGCUCGGCCGUCGUGGAGCUCUCGAAGCCGCCCCUCUGCCACAGGAACAGCAAUGGCCUCUGACCCGUGGCACAGGGAGGGUCCCACGAGACGGCACCUCCUCCGGGAAGUCCACGUGGGCUGCUCGACCCGCGAAGUGGAGCCUUUGGGAGAAGUGUGAGGAUGAGAGAUGGAGUCGCUCACCUCCGGGGUGCUCCGUGGCUGGGGGGGCCCAGGACUCUGAGAUGCUCCUACUAGGAGUGGCGACCACCCUCAGGCUUGGGGGCGCCUCCUCCCCUCCGGAGGGUCUCCCGCCACGAUCUCAUCCAUCCGCCCUCGAAACUACUGAAGAAACGAAGUUCUCUUUCUUUGCCACACACUUCUUUUGGUUAUAGAUGAAGCUAGAACUUGAAAUGAUUCCUACUGAUUGUGUCACUUUUUGCGUCCGAUAUCAAAUGUAUCUCAGGCUUGCCAAGAUGAGAUUGAACAGUCUGCCGUUCAGGUCGCCCCACCGUUGCCACGCUCUGUCCAUAAUCAGCCCGGGCUGGGUUUAGAUGUCUUAGCUCCAUAGUCCUGGCAGGAUGGCAGACCAGCUGGGUGUCCUCUGUGCCCUUGAGAACCAGCCUCUCGUUGUCUCGGGGCUUGAAAGCUGCAGAGGUUUUCUGAAAGGGCUGCACCUGGGCCCUCCCUGUGGGUGCCACACCCACGGGUACCAGCCUGCCUCUGACCGGGAGCUUAGGCAGCUGGGACCAAGGGCGUGGGAGCCACUCAACAUCGAAGGCGUCAGAUGGUAGAUGGUUGGAGGCUCACGGUGGCUCUGCAGGAGAGGCAGUGGCGUUUGCAUCUCACGGUGACACAGCCAUUUUCAAACCAUCAAGUCGGUGCACUUCCCCUGGGUGCACAGGACCGCCUGCGGGCGCCCGUCUCGGGCUUGGACUGGAAGCGGUCGUGAGACACAGCAACUCUGGUUCCCUCUGGCUGACCUCAGGAAGCAUCUGGGUAACGGAUGUGUCAAGGAAGGAAACUCUGUUUUACCUUUUAGUAUAAUUUAAAAAUGAAUUUUAUUGAAAAAAGAAUGCUGAAGAUGAAUGUGUCAAAAUGGGUUAACUGUGUAUAUUGACUUGCAUUGUCGUUCAGCUGUCAUUAGCGAAUAAUUCUCUGCCCUGGCAGGUUCUGUGACAGCGACGGCCUGAUCCCAGUGGCCUCCUCUCCCCGUGGUUCGUUUCAUGUCCCAAAUAAGUGCUGGUUUAUAAGAACCAGUGUGUUUCCCAGCCAAGUCCUCCAUGUCAUCAGACUAAAAAUAAUAACAGUAAUUUUCAGAGUCCACAUAUUUGUCCUUUCUUAGUGCAAUUUUAUUGUUCUGAGUCGACUACUAACAAUAUAAAUAGCUUGACAUCGUAAUCAUCUGCAUCCUGUCCUCAGUAUUCUUAGUGGUUCCAAAUCUUUGUGUUUAUAUUUGUGUGCCGCACUCACUGGGAAAGUGAGUCCUUUCUAAUGAAACCAUAUCUUGAGGGUUUGGAGGAUAAUUACCGAAAGAGCCUUUUAUUUCAUAGGAGUUACCUUGGAAGAGAAACUUUGAGGUUCACUAUUUAUCUCAACUACUAGUUGGAAUUUAGCAUACAUGUUCUCCUAUCUGCUGUUUCCAGUAUAGAAGUUGGGGGCUACUAUGUGCAUGGAUUCUCCUGAUUUAAAAGGGAAGAACAGUAUUCAAACAGUGUUUUAAAAAAAAAAAGUAAAAAACAAACCGCCAGAGAUGGAAAAGCUGUUCAUGGCAAGUGAGCAUCUCCCCAGGCGUGGUUGACUGUCACUGUCACCACUGUAGUUGGUUACUGGCUCCAUCGCAGCAUCGCAUGUGCUCAGCACCUGUGGUUCAGAGAUGGGUAAUUACAGUUUAGAAAUCGCUGAGCCUCCUGCCUCUGCUGGACAGGGUAGAGAUGUAGCCUCACGUGGAGAAGGUGCACGAACUCCUUGAGGGUCCGGGCUUAGCGUCUCACGUUCCAUACCCAGGGUACCAGCUACGCCGAUUCGCAUCUCUGAAAAAUAUCAUUUAAGCUCUGAAGUAGAACAUAAGGUUGUCUUUUCUUCGCAAAAGAAAAAUGAAUUGGAACUAUUCCGAGAGCCCUUUCGCCUCGCCUCCAAUUUAUUCCAAGUGAACGUUUACACUCCCUCACGUUUGAUGGGUCACGACAGGGCUGAGAAGAGCAUUACGUGGAUGUGAUCUAUUAAAAGUGCUCUGUGAACUUAGGAGGAGUGGCUUUUUAGGGGGAGGUCCCUGUGUGUGUUCGGGGUUUGGCAGCCCUGGAGAGGCCAGUCUUCCUCCUGAACUCGUGCCUGCAGCCCUUCUGAGGGGGUGUUUCUGCUGCCAGAUGGAAGGCGCUUCCGGAACCCUUCUGUGUCAGCACCUGGUGCUCCCGUGGCCAAAGAAGUCGGUUGGUUUAGAAGUCUUGGUACACGUGGCUGUUUUAGGUCUUAAUGUUUGACCCUACCUACAUUUGGAGUGUUAAAAAGGGCAAAAUUGAGCACCAGUGUUACCAUUAUUUUAGAUUUAUUUGGUUGGGAUAUUUUCACAUUGUCAGAAAAAAUCACUGAAGUUGAUAUUUUUGUAAAAUUAUGUUAAUAGUGUCUUGAUUUCAUGAUUCAAAGGAAUCAUUAAAGCAAAGCCUAAAAAUAAUAGAUUAAGCUGCUCUACACCAUAUAUGGAAUGAAUUUAAAAC